Molecule: messenger RNA, 396 nt
Organism: Parnassius apollo (apollo)
Lineage: Eukaryota; Metazoa; Arthropoda; Insecta; Lepidoptera; Papilionidae
Source: the annotation of a GenBank genome assembly
AUGUACCCAGUAAAGGAUAUACGCCCUCGUAAAGCUAUAUCGCAAGCAGCUUUCAAAAAGGAUAAUUAUUGGAUGAACCAGAUGGACGUGGCAACGUCUUCAUGGUACGAAUGGGACACGAAAAUUGUUAACAAUUACAAGGAGAAACCAGCUCAGGUUUUAACGAACUAUGAGCCUUUCAGCAAGGAUUUAAGGGAUUACUUACAGACGUCAACAUUACACGGCCUUCGUUACGUCGGGGACAAAAAGCUGACGUGGUUUGAAAGCAAAGAUCUAAAUGAUUUGAACUUAACUUUCCCAUCACCAUCCGUAGACUGGACGCCGGAAGGAGGAUACCCUUCAGAUGCACCACCUAACGGAUUUCCAUGGAAACCUAAAGGUAACAAAGUAAAAUGA